AUGGUUCAUGUAACUCAUAUCGGUGAUAAAGAUAUGUUUUUUAACAAUGCUUCAGCAAAAGAACAGGAUUUGAAAACAAUGAUUUCUCCGCAUAUACCAGAAGAAAAUGAAUUACAUGUUUUGGAAACGGAAAAUCGCGAAGGAGUUCCUACCGUUUCACCACGGCCAGAUAAGCGUGCAUCUAGUAUUAAAAAUCAGACUGUAAAAGCUCCACUAAGUUCACCAUCAACACGUCAACCUCCACCACCACCACCACCACGACCACUGAUUAAAAAAGAUUCGUAA
Molecule: messenger RNA, 285 nt
Organism: Rotaria sp. Silwood1
Lineage: Eukaryota; Metazoa; Rotifera; Eurotatoria; Philodinida; Philodinidae
Source: the annotation of a GenBank genome assembly